GAGGGCGUGAGAUUUGGAGCAGAAAGCUACUUUUGAAAACAACCUUGCUGCGAUUCUUGGCGACUUGUCAGCGCUCUCCUUCCUUCCCUUGGUCUCCGGGGUCGCGCUCCGAGUUGGGCCGGGGUCGCGCUCCGAGUUGGGCCGGCGUCGCGCUCCGAGUUGGGCCGGGGUCGCGCUCCGAGUUGGGCCGGGGUCGCGCUCCGAGUUGGGCCGGGGUCGCGCUCCGAGUUGGGCCGGGGAAGGGCAGAGCGGCGCGCGGUUCGGGCGGGGCAGCCUGCGCGCUAGGCGGCGUGGGGGUCAGGGUGAUCCGGGCCUGCAGCGGGAUGAGAGCAAGCCCGAGCGGCCCCUGGGACUGAGCGCUUGAGCAGUGGCCAGCGGGAAGGGAUCACGGAGCGGCCUCCUCGCCAUGUGGGCGGCCCGAGGGCUCUCCAGGGCCCUGCGCGCCUGCUGCACCUCGGCCCCUUGCCCCAAGCCCGCACGGCUCCCCAGAGUGAGCGUCCGGGAUGCCCUGGUGAGCCAGGAGCCAGGGGAGAAUGUGAAAGUGCAGGGAUGGGUUCGUUCAGUUCGAUCUCAGAAGGAAGUUUUGUUCCUCCAUAUAAAUGAUGGAUCAUCUUUGGAACAUUUACAGAUUGUAGCAGACCCAACCUUACAUGGAAGUAAUCUGACUUUUGGGUGCUCUGUGGAAGUUCAAGGGGUAUUGGUAAAAAGUCCUUACAAAAAGCAAAACGUGGAACUGAAGGCGGACAGAAUUGAAGUCAUUGGACAUUGUGAUUCUAAGACAUUCCCUUUUAAAUAUAAGGAGAGAUAUCCUCUAGAAUAUACUCGACAAUAUCCUCACUUUCGAUGUAGAACCAAUGCCCUGGGCUCUAUAUUGAGGGUCCGUAGUGAAGCUACAGAUGCUAUACACUCUUUCUUCAAGGCUAAUGGCUACAUACAUAUUCACACCCCUGUGAUCACAUCAAAUGACUGUGAAGGUGCAGGAGAACUCUUUCAAGUUGAACCAUCAAGCAACAUGAAAAAACUGGGGAAGAAUUUUUUUGAUGUUCCUGCCUUCUUGACUGUUUCAGCACAACUUCAUCUUGAAGUGAUGUCAGGAGCUUUCACUCACGUGUUUACCUUUGGCCCAACAUUCCGAGCUGAGAAUUCUCAGAGCCGCAGGCAUCUGGCAGAGUUUUAUAUGGUGGAAGCAGAAAUAUCUUUUGUUGAGAACCUUCAGGACAUUAUGCAGGUUAUGGAGACACUCUUCAAGACUACAACAGAAACUGUUCUCUCAAAUUGCUCAGAGGAUGUUGAGCUUUUGCAUAAAUUUGUAGCUCCUGGUCAAAAGGACAAGCUUGAACAAAUGCUGAAAAAUAAGUUUUUAAUAAUUUCCUAUACAGAAGCCAUAGACAUCUUAAAGAAGGGAUCCCAGAAUUUCACCUUCACCCCCAAGUGGGGUCUUGAUCUGCAAACUGAACAUGAAAAAUACCUUGUGAAGUACUGUGGCAAUAUUCCAGUAUUUGUUAUUAACUAUCCUUUUGAUCUCAAGCCUUUCUACAUGCGAGAUAAUGAAGACGAACCUCAGCAUACGGUUGCUGCUGUCGAUCUUUUAGUGCCUGGAGUUGGAGAACUCUUUGGAGGAAGCCUGAGAGAGGAACGGUUCCAUUUACUGCAACAACGGUUAGCAAGACUAGGACUGACAGAUGCCUACGAGUGGUAUUUGGAUCUUCGUCGAUUUGGUUCUGUGCCACAUGGAGGCUUCGGGAUGGGAUUUGAACGGUAUCUACAAUGCAUCUUGGGAGUUGACAACAUCAAAGAUGUUAUCCCUUUUCCAAGGUUUCCUCAUUCAUGUCUUUUAUAGCAAAAUUUCAAAAUAAAGUUUUAUAUAUAAAACUCA
Molecule: messenger RNA, 1876 nt
Organism: Sarcophilus harrisii (Tasmanian devil)
Lineage: Eukaryota; Metazoa; Chordata; Mammalia; Dasyuromorphia; Dasyuridae
Gene: NARS2
Product: asparaginyl-tRNA synthetase 2, mitochondrial
Exons: 14
Coding region: 407-1840 (477 amino acids)
Biological process (GO): asparaginyl-tRNA aminoacylation
Cellular component (GO): mitochondrion
Molecular function (GO): ATP binding; nucleic acid binding; asparagine-tRNA ligase activity
Source: RefSeq, a predicted model, not a curated record